AUUGUCCAAAACAAAAAACAAGGUGGGGGAAGUGGUAAAAUAGGGGAAGGAAGAAGCCUGUAUUUCUCAUAAAAACUUAGGAGAGAGAGGAAAAAAAAAAAAAGAAAAAAAAAGGAGAGGUCUGAGAAGUGAGGUAGCGCACCCCCAUCAAAAAUCAAAAAGAAUUGGGUUCAUCUCUCUCUCAUCAUAAUAUGGCAUUUCACGUCGCUUGCCCAAUUACAUGCAAGCGAAUUUGUUUCUGCGCGUUAGGGUUUCCGCAGAUUAAUUCUGGAAUUGCUGAUUUCGAGGGUGGAAUUUCGAGGUUGAACGAUUUUCUCAAGGAUCCAUGGAUUAUUAGGGUUAAGCAAGGUGCUACGGUUCAAGUUCCGGUUCCCAAGGUUGUUCCGCCGCCUCCUCCGCCGCCUGUUGCUGCUCUUGUUCAUGGGGAUGAUGCUGAGGAGUUGCUGUCUGCUCAGACUAAAAGGGUUGCGUUGCAAAAGAAGGCUGCUGUUGCUUCUUUGGCGGCUGAGGAUUUUGCCCGCCGCUUUGAAUCCGGUGCUUUGGUGGUGAGGGAUGUCACCAAAGAUUCUGGCGUAGAGGAGCAGGGUUCUUCUAAUGUGAAUGUGAUGUGUCGACUGUGCUUCUCCGGUGAAAAUGAAGGGAGUGAAAGAGCUAAGAAGAUGCAUCCAUGCAGUAAUUGUGGGAAAAAAUAUCACAGGAGUUGCUUAAAAACUUGGUCUCAACAUAGAGAUCUGUUUCAUUGGAGUUCAUGGACAUGCCCCUCAUGCCGUACAUGUGAGGUUUGUCGUAGAACUGGAGAGCCAAACAAGUUUAAAUUUUGCAAGAGGUGUGAUGGUGCCUUCCAUUGUUAUUGUAUGCAGCCUCCGCAUAAGAAUGUUAGUUCUGGACCUUACCUUUGCCCCAAGCAUACAAAAUGCCACAGCUGCGGAUCAAAUGUUCCAGGAAAUGGUCUGAGUGUAAGGUGGUUUUUAGGAUAUACUUGCUGCGAUGCUUGUGGGAGAUUGUUUACCAAAGGCAAUUAUUGUCCUGCUUGCCUGAAGGUCUACAGGGAUUCAGAGGCAACACCUAUGGUUUGCUGUGAUAUUUGCCAGCGCUGGGUGCACAUUGAAUGUGAUGGAAUCAGUGAUGAGAGAUAUUUGCAGUUUCAAAUAGAUGGAAAUCUUCCAUACACAUGCCCAACAUGUCGUGGCGAGUGCUACCAGGUGAGGGGUCUUGAAGAUGCUGUGCAAGAGUUGUGGAGGAGAAGAGACGAGGCAGAUCGUGAUCUAAUAGCAAGUUUAAGGGCAGCUGCUGGUUUGCCGACUCAGGAAGAAAUAUUUUCUAUUUCGCCGUUUUCUGAUGAUGAAGAUAAUGAUCUGAGUGCUGGGAAGGGUGAACAUGGGCGCGCUAGAUUCUCUUUGAAAAGUUUGACUGAUUUUUCCCCUAAGAAGAUCAAGGAAUCUGGCAAGAAACCGUACAGCAAAAAAUAUGUGAAGAAAAAGGGAUACCAGACGUCUUUGGAUGGUAAAAUGGAGGUCAAGCCUGAAGAAUACAGUGAGACUCAGUUGUUUGGAUCUAGAUUGGGGAACAAUAAAGAGAUGUCACAGCCACAUGGACCAGAUUUAUUUUCUUCUCCAGUUUCUGGAAGUUUCAGUCCAAAUGACGGAAAUUUCUCGAAUAAGGAACAGGGGUUUUUGAAGCACAAAUCUAUGGAUGAAGUUGCGGGGAGCAAUGCAGACAGAAGAGCAACAGUUGUACAGAUUAAGAGCAAGAAGCCUAAUGACACUGCUGUUAGCGAGGAUGUUGGGCAAUUUGGCAACAAACCAAAGACCAUUAAGGGAACUAAGCUGGUUAUACAUUUAGGAGGGCGAAAUAAAACCAUAACCAACUCUCCGAGGUCUGAUUCUUCAAGCUACCAGAGGGAGCAAGAUUUGGUGACAUUAAGUGGAGGGAAUGAAGCAGUGAGUCAGCAUAGGACAGGUGAUAAUCUAACGGAAAGAUUAGAUGGCACAUCAAACUCUGAUGAUGGUUACAAAGUUGAAGGUUCUCAUGAUGUAAGAGGAGUAAAACUAAGAGAUCGUAACAUAAUAAAGCUUGGUAAAGGCAAGUCUGAAGCUUCUAGUCCUCAAUCUCACAGAGCGAAUGGAUUGUUUGGUCUAGAGAGCACACAUAUCACACCAUCAAAAAAAAGCCAUGCUGACAGUGAAGGGCUACAGAAUAAUGUAUCAAAGGUUGAGAAGAUUUCUUUGAGAAAGCAUCCAGAUAACAGGCAUGAUAUGUCUGGUGAUAGAAAUAAAAGUAACCAGCCAGCACCACCUGCUGUAGAUGCUUCACUUAAGGACUCCAGGCCUUUGCUUAGACUCAAAUUCAAGACUCCUUAUCCUAGUUCAUGGGUUCCAAAUAGUGAGGAAGAGAGAGGUUCUGUGAAGGGUCAAAGGUCUAAGAGAAAGAGGCCAUCACCCUUGGUAGAAAAGCCUAAACAUCAUGAACAGGAAGAUGUGACAGAAUCACAAGAUGACAAUUUAAUGAAUGAAAUCAUGGAUGCUAACUGGAUUUUGAAGAAGUUGGGUAAAGAUGCUAUAGGAAAGAGAGUAGAAGUUCAUCAGUCAUCUGAUAAUUCCUGGCAUAAAGGAGUUGUCAGUGACGUUAUUGAGGGGACAGCAAUGUUGUCUGUUGAUCUUGAUGAUGGAAGGGCGAAGACCGUGGAACUUGGAAAGCAAGGCAUCAGAUUUGUAACACAGAAACAAAAAAGACUGAAAUCUUGAUGAUCUAGCAUAUAGAUUAAAGCCAAGCUAUUGUCUUUGCAGUUCAGAGUUCUCCGAAGGUUCUCACAGUUUUGCUAGCAGGUGGGUGAAGGCCCAUAAAAUCUCUCUGCACCAAUUGUUCAGUUGGGGUCAUUGUACAUCGACUGCUUGGACUUCAGGGCUUUUACUGUGAAUUUGAUAUUCUGGGCCUCACCAGGUUGCAGAUGAUAGUUUUUUCUCUACCCUGGAAUGUGUAGCUUCUCUCAGUGGGGGGAAGGUUUUACUGGCUUCCUCAUGUAACCUUAAUAGGAUGCGUUUAGAUACAAGUCUGAUCUGAAUACUAGUGUAGACUGCUAUUUUCUUGUGUUUUAGUCAGUUUCUAAGCUUUGUUGUAAAUGAUUAGGAAUACACAGCCUUCUUUAUCGUAGCUAUGCUGACAAGUUGUUAGCUUGAUUUGUACCCUUUAAUAAUAGUUCACCUAUUUUUUCAGAUGCUUAGCAAAAGAUGAAAGGAGUUUGUAUCAUGGCAAGUUUGUAGCCAUGUUGCAUUAUCUUGACAUGUUUAAUGAAAUCAUGCUUGCUAUGCUCACAAA
Chenopodium quinoa (quinoa) is the source of this 3315-nucleotide messenger RNA. RefSeq lists its product as uncharacterized. Lineage: Eukaryota; Viridiplantae; Streptophyta; Magnoliopsida; Caryophyllales; Amaranthaceae. The coding region runs from base 192 to 2744 and encodes 850 amino acids. Gene Ontology annotation, molecular function: histone H3K4 methyltransferase activity; zinc ion binding. The record is from RefSeq and is a predicted model, not a curated record. The transcript is spliced from 13 exons. Gene Ontology annotation, cellular component: histone methyltransferase complex. Gene Ontology annotation, biological process: positive regulation of DNA-templated transcription.